Cherax quadricarinatus is the source of this 4417-nucleotide messenger RNA. RefSeq names its product zinc finger protein 271-like. Gene Ontology annotation, biological process: regulation of transcription by RNA polymerase II. NCBI's taxonomy places the organism in Eukaryota, Metazoa, Arthropoda, Malacostraca, Decapoda, Parastacidae. The record is from RefSeq and is a predicted model, not a curated record. Gene Ontology annotation, cellular component: nucleus. Gene Ontology annotation, molecular function: RNA polymerase II cis-regulatory region sequence-specific DNA binding; DNA-binding transcription factor activity, RNA polymerase II-specific.
AACAACAACAACAUGUAUUGUUGGUGGGUGAGUGUGAUAAAGUGAACAAUAAACAGUGUUUGUGGUGUCUAACACAGCUAACCUUAGACGCCAUCGUCAAUGAGAGCCAACUAGUUAACCAAAGAGUAAACGAGAGAGAGAACGAGAUACAGAGUUGAGACAACGUAAGAACACAAACUGAACAGAAGUAUUUUGUGGAAGACUACCAGGUUGUGUCUUGCCAGACACUAUAUCUUUAGUACUUCAAGAAGCACCAGUAUAAGUGUCUUGAACAACAACUGAUAUUGCAGAAGUAUUUUGCGGAAGACUGCAGGUUGUGUCUUGUCAGACACUAUAUCUUCAGUGCUUCAAGAAAGACAACAGCUGUUCUUCUUAUGAAUUUUUAACUAGCUAUUACUAAUUAAACAAUUUUGCUUUUGAUGGUGGGAAUUCUAUCUAAAAAGACAUGGCAGUUAAUUCUUUGAGGGUCUGUUUUGUAGUUCUAUGACUUUUAAGUCAGGGUCCAAGCUGUAGUAGUACAUCAUGAGCUCAGCUUACUCAGAUAAGCUGUGAGUGGUAAAUUUGGGCCUAAAUAUGAGAGAAUGCAUCUGUGUGGUAAGUGUGCACCAUAUAAAACAAAUCCUGCUGCACACAGUGCAUAAUGAGAAAAAAAAACUUCGACUAUGUUUUUUUUUUCAACAUGCAAUCCUCGUCGAAAAAUCCCUGAGACUCAGUCAUUUUUUUGGACUUAAGGCAUCCUCCGGCGGCAUCCCGGCCGAAAACACAAAUUUUCAGUGUAUUUUCAUGUGUUUUUUUUGGUAGCAUUCACUGUUUCUUGGUCUCAUUUGAUAGAAUAGAAGAUGUAUUACAGAAAUGAUUUUGGUGGAUUUUAGUACAGAAAAUAGCUUGAAAUUCAGUUCAGAGUAGUAGAAAUGUUCUAUGUUUGCCAAUGUUAGAGGGUAAACAAAUCAUAUCACAUGUCCAAUACACGUCAGCUGAUGGGUCUGAUGUGUGUUCCUGAAUGCACUGAUAUUAUUUAUACAAUUAUUACAAUAUUGCAUAAAAGUAUUACAAUAUUGCAUAAAUGUAAAUUUUUUAUUUUUUGGCGCGAAUAAAAAUUAUUUGUAAAUAAAAAAUCAAAAUGAAAUUCAUCUGUAAAUCCUGGAAAUGUAACUAAUAAAUAGAUGAAAUGUUAGUUUAGUGCCAGGAAUGUCUGCAUUGAUUAUUCUGGACCCUAUUUUGAAAUUGGAAUAUUUUGAACUUUGUGUGAAAUUGGCCAAAUUACCAAUUUCCAGUCACUUUAUUGGGAAGUUGAAAUAGUUGAUUUGGGCAAUUUUAUGUGCUUAGUAGAUAAAAUGGAACACAUACUAUCAAAAUAACUAAGAAUUUGGUCUAAUGGAAUAAUUUAAUUUGCCAAAAACAGGACUCAAAGUGGGCAAAAUUGCCAGUGCAUAAAUAUCUGACACAGCAAAAUUUGCAGGAGUACAACUUUGUCAAUUCUUUAUCAAAUUUUGUACUUUUUUAUUUUAUUACCUUCAGAAAACAAUUCUCUACAAUUUCAUCAGAAAAAAUAAUAUUUUUUAGAUCCUGUGGAGAAUUUUCAGAUUUGCGGUCUGAACCCUCAAAGGAUUAAUUAAAGAAAACGAGUUAGCAAUUUUGUAAUUAAAAAUUUUCAGAAAAAUCUGUUUAAACACAAUAGCAAAUAAUAAUAAUAAUAAUAUUGUUGAGUACAUCUACAGUGUUCUAGUACAUAUAUUAAUCUUUUAGCACAAAACAAAAAUUAUCAUAAACUUUAUUAGUGUUCAUAAGUAGGAAAAGUUUUGCCUUAAUAAAUUUUAACAUGGGAAUGUUUUCAUAAGGAAGGCCAUGUGUUUAGUGUCAAAAAGAUAAAAAAAAAAAAAAAUUGAAAUAGACAUGUGAGUACAUAAGGAAGAUUAACUACACCACUGUUGUAUAACUAAAAUAUUUUAAAUGAAAUACCUUCAUUUAAAAAAUAUGGAAAAACAUAAAGACCAUAAACCAUAUCAAUGUUCAGAUUGUAUGAAAUUUUUUAGUGUAAAAAGAAAUCUUGUGAGACAUAUGAGAGUACAUACAGGAGAUAAACCAUAUCAAUGUUCAGAAUGUCUGAAAUAUUUUAGUGAUAAAAGCAGUCUUGUGAUACAUGUGAGAGUACAUACAGGAGAUAAACCAUAUCAAUGUUCAGAGUGUCUGAAAUGUUUUAGUCAAAAAAAUAGCCUUGUGUCACAUAUGAGAGUACAUACAGGAGAUAAACCAUAUGAAUGUUCGGAGUGUCUGAAAUGUUUUGCUCAAAUAAGCAGUCUUGUGAAACAUAUGAGAGUACAUACAGGAGAUAAACCAUAUCAAUGUUCAGAAUGUCUGAAAUAUUUUAGUGAUAAAAGCAGUCUUGUGAUACAUGUGAGAGUACAUACAGGAGAUAAACCAUAUCAAUGUUCAGAGUGUCUGAAAUGUUUUAGUCAAAAAAAUAGCCUUGUGUCACAUAUGAGAGUACAUACAGGAGAUAAACCAUAUCAAUGUUCGGAGUGUCUGAAAUGUUUUACUCAAAUAAGCAGUCUUGUGACACAUAUGAGAGUACAUACAGGAGAUAAACCAUAUGAAUGUUCAGAGUGUCUGAAAUGUUUUAGUGAUAAAAGCAGUCUUGUGAAGCAUACAAGAGUACAUUCAGGAGAUAAACCAUAUCAAUGUUCAGAGUGUCUGAAAUGUUUUAGUCAAAAAAAUAAUCUUGUGUCACAUAUGAGAGUACAUACAGGAGAUAAACCAUAUCAAUGUUCGGAGUGUCUGAAAUGUUUUAGUGAAAAAAGAAGUCUUGUGAAACAUACACGAGUACAUACAGGAGAUAAACUAUAUCAAUGUGCCGAGUGCCAGAAAUGCUUUAGUGAAAAAAAAAAUCUUGUGAUACAUAUGAGAGUACAUACAGGAGAUAAACCAUAUCAAUGUUCAGAGUGUCCGAAAUGUUUUAGUGUAAAAAAAAACCUUGUGAUGCAUGUGAGAGUACAUACAGGAGAUAAACCAUAUCAAUGUUCAGAGUGUCUGAAAUGUUUUAGUGAUAAAAGCAGUCUUGUGAUGCAUACAAGAGUACAUACAGGAGAUAAACCAUAUCAAUGUUCAGAGUGUCUGAAAUGUUUUAGUCAAAAAAGUAAUCUUGUGUCACAUAUGAGAGUACAUACAGGAGAUAAACCAUAUCAAUGUUCAGAGUGUCUGAAAUGUUUUAGUGAUAAAAGCAGUCUUUUGAAGCAUACAAGAGUACAUACAGGAGAUAAACCAUAUCAAUGUUCAGAGUGUCUGAAAUGUUUUAGUCAAAAAAGUAAUCUUGUGUCACAUAUGAGAGUACAUACAGGAUAUAAACCAUAUCAAUGUUCGGAGUGUCCGAAAUGUUUUAGUAAAAAAAGAAGUCUUGUGAAACAUACACGAGUACAUACAGGAAAGAAAUCAUGUUAGUGUUUAAUGUUUCAGGAAUAUUUUAGUUAUAAACUCAUCAGAAUAUGCAAAAGGGAUAUACCGUAACAGUGUUGAGAGUGAAAUAUAUUAAUGAAAUAUCAGUCGUAUAAAUCAUAUAAGUUCAUAGAGCAGAUGUUGUAUUAAUGUUUAGAAUAUCUUAUAUAUUUUAAAGGAAGAUCAGUCUUGUGUACUCAUGAGAGCUAAUAUAGAGUAUAAACAGUAUCUGUAUAUCGAAAAUACUGUAAGGUCAAGUCUGUAAUCUGCUUACUGCAGUAAUCAAGAAUUCUGCAGUGAAAUAUUCAGUGAACAACAGUAGUGAAAUAUUCAUUGAGCAACAGUAGUGAAAUAUUCAGUGAACAACAGUAGUGAAAUAUUCAGUGAACAACAGUAGUGAAAUAUUCAGUGAACAACACUAGUGAAAUAUUCUGUAAGGGAUUGGUAGCAUUAAGAAAAGCAAAUAAAUGAACUGUACUAAGCUACUUACCUUAUGACAGCUCAACAUCCUGCAGCUGCCUCUAGAACAUUCUAUGAGCUGUCAAUGUUACCACCCUUUGGCUGUGGGAAUUAAAUAACUGUAAAAACAUAAUUGCCCCAAAAGAGCAUCAUAUCAGCAUUUCAUGUUAAUGCUGAAAUGAUGAUUUCUUACGUUUUUGGGCUCAAUAACCCUUUAAUGAUGGGUUAAUAAUGGCAAUUCCAGAUAAGGCAUGAACUAGCUAUCUUCUGUGCAGCCAACCAAACUAGGUUCAUAACUUGAUAGACAUACCUGGGUAUUGUAUCAGACCACAACUUUAUCCCUGGCUUUUGGCAUGGAUGAAACCUGGUAUUGGUGUCUUGAUUGAAGCAGAAGUGUCCCUUGAGGAAUGUCACACUUGCACUGUUACACUACGGUUCUUGAAGAUUUGUCUUUACUUCGUGGUAAUUUCACAAUAGUUCUACCAUGAAUUGUUGAGAUUGUCAUUGAGGAAUAGAAAUGUGUGGAUCA